Molecule: messenger RNA, 6074 nt
Organism: Zonotrichia albicollis (white-throated sparrow)
Lineage: Eukaryota; Metazoa; Chordata; Aves; Passeriformes; Passerellidae
Source: RefSeq, a predicted model, not a curated record
AUGCCAAAGGCCCUUGGAAUUUUUGGAGAGACCUGGCAAACAGGAAACCACUUCCCACGUCUCUGGGCAUGGAAACUGCUAAAACUGGAACUGACAACUGCAGAUGAGAGAUCCUUGGAACAGCAGAAUUUUUCCUUUUUCUCAACAGUGCAUGAAAGCAUAUCAGGCAGCAGGACACAAACGGCCUUAGCAAGGAGUACUUUGGAGUCCCAGGAAAGUAAUUUGCUUCAAACAGUUUUAUCAUCAGUUACCACUUCCUUUGAUGGGACUUUACUUAGCCAAGAAGAAACAGCCAUGAUUUCAGAAGGGAGAAGUACGCCGAUGGUAGAUGUCUCUGUAAGGAGCAAUGAGGCAUUCCUAAGUGAUGAUGAAUUUAUUAGCUCCUUUUCAAAGGCACAGUGGACUCCUCCCGUGAAGUCUUUUGCAGUUUUAACAGAUCAUCACUCAGUUAAUACAGUAGAGCCAUCAAGAGAAAUGUUAGAAACUGUGUUGCUAACACCUUCAUUAUCUGUAUUUUCUUCACUGUAUGAUAUCUCAGAAACAGCACAGCAGAAGACUCCCUUGAGUGCUGUCCCUGAACGCAGCUACACUCUCAUGGAGCUAAAGCCUUUUGUACCAGAUCCUGAAAUACUAACAGCAAGCAGAGAUGUGCUGUUGUACCCUCCAAAUACAGCUGUUGCUUUCACGUCCAUUCCUUCUGACAGGGGAGUUGUGGCACAGGAAAACAUCAAUGCAAGUUUAACAGCUCUGCCUUUUGGGGGUGCUUCAGAGGGAUCUCCUCUCCAUCUCAAGCUGCGGGGUGAAACCAGCCCUGGGGCCCCAGAUGCCACAGUGCAAGGUGCAGACCUGUAUGGUGAUGUUUACACCCAUGUGAGUAGCAGGGCAGCAGAAUCUCUCAGUCAAAGGACUUACCCCACUCCAAGCAUUCCCUGGCACACACCAGCUUCAGCAGCCAGUGCUGAGCCUGCUUUUUAUCCUAUUAGUCUUCCACUUGUGUCUUUCCCUCUGGAUUCAGCUGCCAUUUCCGUGAACUCUAAGACAGUUCUUAAUGCCAGCCUGUUUACACACGAAUUCUCCACUACAGCACCAAAUUUGCCUGCUGGUUCAGAAAUACCAAGUCAAUCAGAGCUUGCCAGUGAGCUCAAGAGUCCAGUGCCUUUCACGAGAUCCUACGGUUACUGUCUGUAUUGUGACUCUGUUUCCCUUCUGCCAGAAGCAGGCUUUGCCCCAGAACACGAUGUGGGCUCAGGCGAUGAUGCUGAAACUUUGUCCAUCAGAGCCUCUGAAGUACAAGGCAUAACUGCAUUUACAACUAUAAUUACUGAUGGGUAUGACUUAGAGGAACCUACACCUGAGACUUUUGAUACUUCUUUUCCAUCAAGACCAGUUGUUUCACUUUCUUCAAGACUCGCAGAAAUCCCUGACUCAAGCAUGUUUUUAUUAAGCACUACAGACACUAGAACACCUAUAACAAUAUCUCCCUCCUUCCAUCAGCUCCCUGGGGAAACAUCACUGAACAUCUCUGUUUCCCAGACCCUCCCUGUUCUGGAAACAAUUUCAUUGACUCCAAGUGCUCAUGUGGAAUUUCCUGGUGCCACCACUGCUCUGUUGGACUCUGCCAUCACCCCCAGCGAGCCAGUCACAUCGUUCGCAAUCAGUCGGACAACCUUGCUGGAGCUGCCAGAAUUAAUGCCAUCAGAAUCCGUGGUUUUGCUUGACAAGACUUCUACAAGGGAUGAACUGUCUUUAAAUAUUUCAGAUUUUCCAUCCAAUCUUUUAUCAACGCCGUUUCUUAUUGAAUCUAGCUACUUGUCUUUAUCGCUGACCAUGAUAAAUUCUUACUCUGUCAUGCAAAGUGAUUUAUUAACACUGUUACCUCAGACCUUGUUGACUGGGACAUCAGUACUUCCUGAGGAUGUUACCAGCUGGGACUUAGCUACCACUGUCAGCUCUGCCACUGAUGCCGAGGUUUCUCAGUUACAUCUUAGCCAAACACCAUACUUUCAUUCCAACACAUCGUCCCUUCCAGAUUCACAGGUUCCUGAAAUAAUGCCAUCAUCGGAGUUUCACUCCGAGUCAUCUGUGUUUCUGGAAGCGUCCUCGGUACUGCCAGUGGGCUCUGAAGUUGUGUUUACCUCAGCUGCCACAGGAGCUACCUCUCAGUUGGAGCCUUCCCUCUCCACCUCUCCCUCUGUGGCUCCUACCCUGGUGCUGCCCGCUCCCGACACCCAGUCUGUUACCAGCAGCAUCUUGCUCAGUGAAACAAAUCUGAUCUCUUCGUUUACUACCUUCCCAGCAACUCCUGUCUUAAACAUAUCUUCAUCUCUACUUUCAACUGCUCUGGGCUCUGAUGAGGAUAUUGGUGCUACAGUUAACCCCACGCUGCUUUUAACAUCUGGCAGCAGGGGCAGUGUCCCCACAGCCAUUCCUCCCACAGACCCUGACAUCCUUGCAUCAGAUGCUGACACCAUCAGCAUAACACCCUUUCCUACAGCAUCUCUGCCUGUGACCUCGUCGUUUUCUCCCACACAAUUCCCUCUGACUGCCAGCCCUCCCCCUGGACAUGAAGUUCCAUCAGGAAGCAGUGUAACUGCUGGUGCUGAUCCAUCAGCUGCUGCCACCAGUGCUACAGGCAGCCCAGGGACAAUCUCCUCCAGUGUUACAGGCAGCCCAGGGACAAUCUCCUCCAGUGCUACAGGCAGCCCAGGGACAAUGUCCUCCCCCCCUCUGAGGAGCACUGCUCCACCUGAAGUGGUGGCUGUGACCUCUGCUGUGACAACCACCAGGCAGCCGUACGUCUGCGACAUCACUGUUCCCAACGCCUACUUGGUCACUGCGGUGCUGGCCCGAAGAGCUGUUCUACGAAAUGUCACUGAAUCCAUCAGAGAAGUGCUCAGAGUUCAGUUCAGGAGAUCAGUAGAGCUGGAGGUUUAUAAAAUUUCUCCCAGAUUUGCUUUCUUGGUGACAUCGGGUCCCUUUGUUUACACGGCAAUAGCUGUCAUAAAUGCGCUUUUGAACAGCAGUCUUCUUCGUGGGGAGGCCCCCAUCAUCCUCUCACUGCACCCUUCUUUCACUGUGCCAGACAACAGGUUCCAGGUUCAGACAGUGCUUCAGUUUGUACCUCGAAACGUGGAUAUUGGAUUUUGCACCUUUAGCCAGCGCAUUGAGAAAGGGCUGACAAUGGCAUUCCUGGAGGUGAACAAGCACCAGGAGUCCUACAACUUCACUGUGCAGAUACUGAACAUAACUCUGAGCAGGCCUGGGUUGGCAUUUCGACAGGGCCCUGUGAGCAUUGUCUUUGCCAUCCGAGACAGGUACGGUUUUCUCAAUGGGUCUGAAGUCAGUGAGCAGCUCAGAAACUUGUCCGUGGUGGAAUUCAGCUUCUAUCUGGGCUUCCCUGUGCAGCAGAUUGCUGAACCCUUUCAUUAUCCUAAGCUUAAUGUGUCCCAGUUGAUGAAAUCUUCCUGGGUGAGAACAGUUCUCCUGGGUGUGGUUGACCAGCGGGUUCAGGAGGAAGUGUUCCGGGCUGAGAUGGAGCGGAAACUUGCUCACCUCUUCAACGAGGCUUUGCUCAGAGGCAGGAUCUGGAGGCGGGCCAGCUUUGCAGGCACCAAUGUUGUGCAGAUUGUGAACGUGUCACGCUUAGUUGGUGUUGAUAACCCUGUGGAGCUGAUCUACUUCGUGGAGGACCAGGAUGGGGAGAGGCUGAGUGCUCUGAAGUGCUCAGACCUGAUGAACAGAGUGGACAUCCAGCGGGCUGCCAUCAUCCUUGGGUACCGCAUCGAGGGCAGCGUUGCACAGCCUGUGGAGAGGCUGAAGGAGCCCACGUCAGAGACUCAGAACAGCAACCUCUGGAUUAUCGUUGGGGUGGCAGUCCCAGUUGCUGUGGUGCUCCUGAUUGUGAUUAUUUUAUACUGGAAACUCUGCAGGACAGACAAGCUGGAGUUUCAGCCAGACACAGUGAGCAACAUUCAGCAGCGACAGAAGCUACAGGCCCCCAGUGUGAAAGGCUUUGAUUUUGCUAAGCAGCAUCUGGGCCAGCACAAUAAAGAUGAUGUCCUGAUUAUCCAUGAGCCAGCUCCUUUACCAGGACCCAUUAAGGACACAACCCCAUCCGAGAACGGAGAUGUGCCCAGCCCCAAAUCCAAGACUUCCACAAAGCCUUCAAAGACUGUUCGACACAGAGGGAGAAUUUCGCCGUCAGAUGCUGAAUCCACAGCAAGUGAACAAUCCAGCGGGAGAGAGACCGGAGAGGAAAGUGCAAGGCCAUCAACUGCUGCAAACGAGGGCAAGCCACGCAGAGCAGUGAAGAAGGGAGCAAACAGAGUGGGACCUCCUCAGACCAGCAGUGGAAACGAGCAGCACUCCUCAGCCUCCAUCUUUGAGCAUGUGGAUAGGAUGUCCCGUUCCUCAGAUGCCAGCAGACGUGUCCCAAGCAAGAUUCAGCUGAUUGCCAUGCAGCCCAUGGCAGCCCCUCCGGUCCAGAACUCCGUGCUCUCCGAUCGGGUGGCAGAGACCAACAAAAUCAAUAAAGAGAUACAAACAGCCCUGAGGCACAAAUCCGAGAUCGAGCACCACCGCAAUAAGAUCCGCCUCCGCGCCAAGCGCAAGGGCCACUAUGAGUUCCCAGUGGUGGAUGACGUGGUGGUGCUUGACUCCAAGGAGCAGCACAGGAUAUAUCGCAAGGCACAGAUGCAGAUUGACAAGAUCUUGGACCCUGGAGGCAGUGUGCCUACCGUCUUCAUAGAGCCCAGGAAGAGUUCUCGUGCAAAACGUUCUCCCAAGCAGCGCCGUCGCCAUCAGAUAAAUGGGAGCCCAAUUGAUGCUGAAAAGGACAGGUUAAUCACAACUGACAGUGAUGGCACAUACAAAAGGCCUCCAGGAGUCAAUAAUUCUGCAUAUAUUUCGGACCCAGACCUGCCAGCGGAGCCGCAGACGUCAUCCUCGGCGGAGGUGGGCAAGCUGGCGGGGCUGCCGGCGCACGCCGUGCCGCAGUACGUGCCACCGCAGCCGUCCAUCGAGGAGGCGCGCCAGACCAUGCACUCCCUGCUGGACGACGCCUUCGCCCUGGUGGCUCCCAGCAGCCAGGCCAGCUCCAACGCCGUGCCUGCGCCCGGGGGCUCCGCAGCACAGCCGAGAUACAUGGAAUUUGGAAUGACUCCGCCAGCAGCACCAGGUCUCCUACCGAGGCAAAACUUUGGGCCAGGUUUCCUUCAGCCUGCAGAGCUGAUGCACGGAGAGCAGCCACCCCCUGAGGUUCAGUACUCCUCCAGGGGAAUGUACUCAGAGGAAAUGCCAUCAGUGGCACGGCCACGGCCCGUUGGAAGCACUGCAGGUUCUCAGAUACAGCACCUCACUCAGGUGGGAAUUGCUAGCAGGAUCGGAGGUCAACCAGUGGAGCUCCCCUCAGGCAGAGCAGGGCAUGGCCAGCCGGGGGGGCCAGGGUGGCCCCAGUAUCGUGGAGAGGAUGAAUGUGCUAGGCGAGAUGCAACGCAUAUGCAUGGACACCAAGAAUAUUCCUCCUCACCAGUAUUCCAGAUGCAGAGGACUUCAGCCAGGCAGCCCUCAGCUCCUCCUGCUCAGCUUCCACACAACAACCUUCAGGGCCAGGGCCUUUGCUACACCACCAGUUCCACUGAGGACCUCCAGCCAGGUCACUCGUCAGCCUCUCUUAUCAAAGCAAUUCGAGAGGAACUUCUGCGGCUCUCUCAGAAACAGACAACAGUGCAGAACUUCCAUAGUUGAUUUAGCAUUCCUUUGCAAAUCUGCCAGGUAUCUGCUUCCUAUGGAAGCAAAGACUCAGAGGAAAUCAGCAAUGUCGUUCUCACAAAGGAAAGAACUUCCACAGCUCUGUUGACAGCACUCUGGAAAAAUCAAAAAAGGCAGCAAAAUGAGAAUAGUAAGGAGAGAUGGGGGACAAACAGGGUAAAUCAUCAGUGUCAUCACAAGUAAUAUUAAUUAAUCUGUUCAUAUUACGGUGCUCCUCUUCUCUCCUUACCUUCAUUCAGGCUAACAUAUAAAUAAAACCAUAGGUCAAGAACUCAGUACUUCAACAACAACAACAGAAAAAAAAA